Messenger RNA from Poecilia latipinna (sailfin molly), 2080 nucleotides. It is a transcript of the gene lpgat1, whose product is annotated as lysophosphatidylglycerol acyltransferase 1. The record is from RefSeq and is a predicted model, not a curated record. Gene Ontology annotation, biological process: phosphatidylinositol acyl-chain remodeling. Gene Ontology annotation, molecular function: acyltransferase activity. The coding region runs from base 1 to 1119 and encodes 372 amino acids. The transcript is spliced from 7 exons. NCBI's taxonomy places the organism in Eukaryota, Metazoa, Chordata, Actinopteri, Cyprinodontiformes, Poeciliidae. Gene Ontology annotation, cellular component: endomembrane system; endoplasmic reticulum.
AUGGCACAGCUGAUGGACGGUGCCGGCAAACUGAGCUGGGUUCUCCUCAAGUCUGUGAUGCGUUUCACCUUCAUGUUCUUCAACAACUGUGUGGCCAUCCCGUCCUACUGCUUGUACCUGCUGCUCCUCCAGCCGCUGAGAAUAUGGGACAGCUCCGCUUUCUGGCACAUCGAAGGAGUCAUGUUCAAAUGGCUGCUGGCCAUGGUGUCUUCGUGGGGCUGGAUCGCGGGCUACACAGUCACAGAGUGGGGUGAUGAUGUGCGGGACAUCUCUGAAGAAGAAGCCAUGGUCAUUGUCAAUCAUCAGUCCACUGGGGAUGUUUGCACUCUCAUGAUGUGCCUGCAAGACAAGGGCACGGUGGUGCGGAAAAUGAUGUGGUUGAUGGACCAUGUGUUCAAAUACACCAAUUUUGGUCUAGUGUCCCUGAUUCACGGGGACUUCUUCAUCAGACAGGGUAAAGCUCACAGAGACAAGCAGCUGGUCUACUUGAAGGAGCAUCUAGAAAAAUACUACCACAACCGCGACAGGAAGUGGAUAGUGCUCUUCCCUGAGGGCGGCUUCCUCAGGAAGAGGCGAGAAACCAGCCAGUUGUUUGCAAAGAAAAACUCUCUCCCUCACCUGACCCAUGUCACGCUGCCUCGCCUGGGGGCCACCCACGUUAUCCUGAAAACCCUGUCGGCUCAGCAGGAGAACGGAAGCGUGGGCAGCGACUCCGGGACCCGCAACCAAACAGUUAAUAAAAGUAAAGGCCUGCAGUGGGUAAUAGAUGUGACCAUAGCGUACCCCAAAGCGAGACCGAUGGACAUCCAGACGUGGAUCUUUGGCUACAGGCCUCCUACAGUCACACAUGUACAUUACAGGAUGUACCCAAUAAAAGAGGUUCCUAUAGAGGCAGAGGCCCUGACUGACUGGCUGUAUCAGAGGUUUGUGGAGAAAGAAGAGUUGUUGGCUCACUUCUACAACACAGGAUCAUUCCCUCCUCCAGAUGGCCAGAAGGAGGCAGCUUCCCGGCAGAUGACCCUCGACCCCGUGUGGCUGUGCAUGGUCCAGUCGUUUGCUUUCGCCUCCGGCUACAUGUGGUACAACGUCCUCCAGUACCUCUACUGCUGUUUAUUUUGAGCGCGCGGACGAGCCGGGAGUCUUUAUCGGACCACUGGAAAAGCCUCAGGAUCAGUCGCCAUGUGUGUGUGUGACCCGACGUCACACUUUAACCCCCUCCCUGUUCCCUUCGCCUCCUUUCUUCUACGAUGGAUGAAUGUACAUCUGCAGCAUUGGAGAGACCUGACAGGACUCGAGGAAAACAAACUAAGUCAUGAACACAGAUUUCAAAAGUCCAUAAAAUACGACAACGGUCACACGGAUAGGCAACUCGCACACAGACCCAACGCCACACACUCGCUCCCCUCACCGUUCACAUUUUAAUGUUUACACGUUCUCAUACAUGUAGACACUUACAUGACUUUUAGUGGAAGGCGACGAAACGAGGCUCAGGACCGGACUCGCUCCCCCCUCUCCGAGGCUUCAGCCGUUGUAGUUUUUCAGAGUAUGCAGUACGUCUGGACAUGUCCGUUCGACUAGAAGCUAAACGCCCUCACUCUUCUUCCUCGCGAGAGUCGCCGAAGACGCCCCCCCCCCCCUGGACCUCUCUUUGAGCCCGCCGAUGAUUCAGCUGGCUACACGUUGCAGGGCGGGUGGCUGUUUAAAUGUUGAGGCGACGCAGCCUUCAUUGCACUAAGGAUCCAUACUGCCCUAACUGCUCCCCGCCCCAGGAAAGACUUCGAAAUGGUAGCUGUCAAUCGUUUAAUUUAUUUUUAAUUUCUUCCUUUUAACCCGCAUAUCUUCUCAACGACCGCCAUUGUAUUUGUUGUCUUUAUUUUGGGGGGGUGGGGUAUGUUGUUUUUAAAUCAUCAGGACUGUUUCUGUCCUUGUGUCUAAUAAUGUGGCAGAGCUUGCUGAAAAAAGUGGGAUUAUGUUUCUACUUCUGCUCAGAAUCUAAAGGGAUUGUGGCUGUGAUUCGUCGCUAGAUGAAAGAAGACGGGACUUACCAAAACAUUUAUUUUAAAAUGAAUAAAAAAAAUGU